Triticum urartu is the source of this 913-nucleotide messenger RNA. RefSeq lists its product as uncharacterized. NCBI's taxonomy places the organism in Eukaryota, Viridiplantae, Streptophyta, Magnoliopsida, Poales, Poaceae. The record is from RefSeq and is a predicted model, not a curated record.
CGUCAACCCCACCAGCCCCCACCCCCCUCCAAUUCCAGCCGGAGCGGAGUGGCCGGGCGCCAUGGCAGCGGCACGCGGCGGCGGAUCGGCGGCGAGGGUCGGCGACUGGGACGUCGAGCUCGGGCCCGGCUGGGACUGGCGCUCCAUCCCGCAGCUGCUCUCCUCCGCCUGCAUCUUCAUCUGCUCCGGAGGCUGUUUUGGAUGCUGUGAGAAGGCCGCAAAACACGUAGGCGAUCUUUCCAAGAGCUUAAUGGCCCAUGCCCAGAAUCCCACGGUGGCAGAGGAAUUUUGGAGUACGACCACCAUCGAGGUUGAUCCGGCAGACCUACGAGCACCAUACAACACAUCCUCUUGGGACCUUGAUAUGCAUGGAGUGGGAAGCAGCCAUAACCUGGGCGACUCUGCUAAUCAUGGUUUUUCUCUUUGGCAACAAACUAGGGAUGAGUGGACUGAGAAUACAAGGUUAAGGCAAGAACCUGUGGUGAAGCAGAUCCAGGAACCAGUGUUGAGUUGGAAUGCAGCGUAUGAAAGUUUGCUUGGAUCAAAUAAACCAUUCCCUCAGCCCAUCCCUCUACAUGAGAUGGUUGAUUUCCUCGUGGACAUCUGGGAGCAAGAGGGACUGUAUGACUAGCACAGAUGUGUUCCGCGAGAAUAACAUAGCUGUAGGUCUGAUGUGGUAACGAGGGUGUGGCCUGUCAUACUGGUUUUUUUGUGCAUGGAGGCCUGUUGUGCUUGUUGAAUACAAUCCUGUGGGCUGUGGCGGUUGUAUUGGUAGAAAGAACGGUCCAUAUUUAAUCACCUUGUCGAAUUUGUCAAAGAAAGCAGCUGGAGAGAAAGAUGUGUGACAGCGAUUUGUGAACAUAAAUGUCAUCUGUAUUGAUUUGAGAAAUGAGAAGAAGAAAUUAGCUUUUAA